Molecule: messenger RNA, 684 nt
Organism: Schistocerca cancellata (South American locust)
Lineage: Eukaryota; Metazoa; Arthropoda; Insecta; Orthoptera; Acrididae
Product: putative gustatory receptor 2a
Exons: 3
Coding region: 1-684 (227 amino acids)
Biological process (GO): sensory perception of taste
Cellular component (GO): dendrite; membrane; axon
Source: RefSeq, a predicted model, not a curated record
AUGUCGACAUACAGGAAAUCAUCACCGACACAAAAUAAUGGAAAGAAUGAUUGUAUGCAUGCUGGACUUGCCGCAGUAGUGGACAGUUCCUAUAAUAAGUGGAAUUAUAAAAUAGUACACUAUUUGGGAGCGUACGGACUUCUUUGGUACCUACAGUUCGUCGGUGUAGUGCUGGCAGUGCGAGACCGGAUGGGGGCGAUCCGCGUGCAGCUGGGCGAGCUGCGGCGGCUGCAGCGCGCCAGGCUGGCCCUGCACCGCGUCGCCCGCCUCUGCGGACACCACUUCGGCCCUGCGCUGCUGCUGUCCGUGCUGCAGCACGCGGUCCAGAUGGUCUCCCUGACGUACAGCGUCGUACUGAUGGCACAGAGCGACCAAGACCCCACACACCAGACACGCGCUGCCACAUUUUCUCUCUGCCUCUUCGUGCUGGCUAUAACUGUCAGCCUGCUGGCAAUGUGCUGGCUAUGUUCCUCUGCGGCAGACCUGGCUGACACUGUGGGAGAGCUCCUGGGGAAGCUUCAGAUUCUGCUGCGGCGAGCAGUUACCUCUGACGUCCUCUGUCUGUCGAUCAAGAGGAUGAACUUCUCUGCUGCGGGCUUCUUUGAUAUUGAUCUAAGCUUAUUUAUAGCAACUAUUGGUACUACCAUCACUUACGUUAUAAUACUUAUUCAGUUUAAGCCAUAA